AUGGAGACAAGGCACUUCUCAGAAAGUCAUCUGUUUGGAGCUGAGAGAGGGCUUCGCUACGAACGGAGCAAAGGGCAUUCCCUUCCGAAAAGGAGUCAUGUGCCAGCUGGCAACAAUACCACUGCGAUCCUUUUCGUCAAGGAGAUGACACAUAUGCCACAGCAACAUUUGUUCAGGGGCUUGCUGGGCUUGAUGUUAAAGAGCAUCGCGGCUUGGAAGGCGGAGGCGCGAGUGCCACUGGAGAUCUUUCGCAAAGUGCUCUCCUUCCUCCGGAAGGAUGGAUGGAGUGGUUCUUUGAUGUACACCCAGCCUACGGGCGAGUGGAAGGCCAUUGACUUCAGCCCGGGCCACAGACGCAGGUUGAGAGCACUCAGAUGCCACAUGAAGAGCUGA
Molecule: messenger RNA, 393 nt
Organism: Durusdinium trenchii
Lineage: Eukaryota; Dinophyceae; Suessiales; Symbiodiniaceae
Source: the annotation of a GenBank genome assembly